GACCGUGGCGUCUGGGGCCCGGGAAGGGGCCACCGCGCGGGGACGCGGCACGGUGUGUGCGCCCCGGGGGCAUGUCCGCGCGCCGCAGCCCGGGCUGCAGCCGUCCACACGAGAUGGCCGGUAACCCAUGUGCCAGGUAGCACUCCCUGCCAAUCUUGAAUGCCAACAGGAAGUCACUGGACAGCAGACUUUUCCAAGAUCAUAACUGGGCUGUUGGAGUAACUUGGAAAAGAAGAAAAAAGAAUCGAAACUAUGGCAAAAGUAAAUAGAGCUCAGUCUACCUCCCCUCCGGAUGGAGGCUGGGGCUGGAUGAUUGUGGCCGGCUGUUUCCUCGUUACCAUCUGCACCCGGGCAGUAACCAGAUGUAUUUCAAUUUUUUUUGUGGAGUUCCAGACAUACUUCUCUCAGGAUUAUGCACAGACAGCAUGGAUCCAUUCCAUUGUAGACUGUGUGACCAUGCUCUGUGCUCCACUUGGGAGUGUGGUCAGUAACCACUUAUCCUGUCAAGUGGGAAUCAUGCUGGGUGGCUUGCUUGCGUCUACUGGUCUCAUCCUGGGCUCAUUUGCCACCAGUCUGAAGCAUCUCUACCUCACUCUGGGAGUUCUUACAGGUCUUGGAUUUGCACUCUGUUACUCUCCAGCCAUUGCCAUGGUUGGCAAGUAUUUCAGCAGACGGAAGGCCCUGGCUUAUGGAAUCUCCAUGUCAGGAAGCGGCAUUGGCAUCUUCAUCCUGGCUCCUGUGGUCCAGCUCCUUAUUGAACAGUUUUCCUGGAGGGGAGCAUUACUCAUCCUUGGAGGCUUCGUUUUGAAUCUCUGUGUCUGCGGUGCCUUGAUGCGGCCAAUUACUCUUAAAGAGGACCGUACGACUCCAGAGCAGAAGCAUGUCUGUAGAACUCAGACACAAGACUUUAAGCGGGGGUCUUCCUACUCGACUUUGACUAAAGAAUGGGUGCAGACCUGCCUCUGUGGCUCGUUGCAGCAGGAAUACAGUUUUUUACUGAUGUCAGACUUUGUUGUGUUAGGCAUCUCUGUUCUGUUUAUGGCUUACGGCUGCAGCCCUCUCUUUGUGCACUUGGUGCCUUAUGCUUUGAGUGUUGGAGUGAGUCACCAGCAAGCUGCUUUUCUUAUGUCCAUUCUUGGGGUGAUUGACAUUGUUGGCAAUAUCACCUUCGGAUGGCUAACCGACAGAAGGUGUCUGAAGGAUUACCAGUACGUUUGCUACCUCUUUGCCGUGGGACUAGACGGGCUCUGCUAUCUCUGCCUCCCAAUGCUUCAGAGAUUCCCCCUGCUCGUGCCUUUCUCGUGUACCUUUGGCUACUUUGAUGGUGCCUACGUGACUUUGAUACCAGUAGUGACUGCAGAAAUAGUGGGGACCACCUCUCUGUCAUCGGCGCUCGGUGUGGUGUACUUCCUUCACGCGGUGCCGUACUUGGUGAGCCCACCCAUCGCAGGCUGGCUUGUAGAUACGACUGGCAGCUACACUGCAGCGUUUCUUCUCUGUGGAUUUUCAAUGAUAUUUAGCUCUGUGUUGCUGGGCUUUGCUAGACUUGUAAAGAAGAUGAAAAAAAACCAGCUGCGUUUCCUUGCCAAAGAAUCUGAUCCCAAGCUGCAGCUGUGGACCAAUGGCUCGGUGGCUUAUUCUGUAGCACGAGAACUAGAUCAGAAGGACGGGGAAUCUGUGGCGAUAGCAGUGCCUGGCUACAGCUCCACAUGACCAACGGCCUUGAGCCGGGGAAUCUUCAGGCCUGAGAUAGGUGGGACCACUGGGUUAUCUGUGUUUCUAAAGCGUUUUAUUUUGGCAGAAUCAUUACCUUCCAAGGAAAUGAAAUCGUUCUACUAAUACAUUUAUAGAGGAAAGUAGCAAGUAACAAAGCAAGCUGGACGGGCUCAGCGUUUCCUCCCGUGGGAUUCGUACUCACAAGUAAACUCACGUCUUUUGAGCAAGGAGCAACACUUUGUGGAGAAUGUUAGGACCUAGCGGAUAUAAUUAGCUAUAAAUUGGGAUAAUUUCAAGGCACAACCAAAGCAGAUGACACUGGGAACAGCUUUGUUUCAAACUCUCCGCCCGUCCAUCCAAGGUCCUCAGUUAGAAGGUAAACAGACGUUGACACUUAACGUUUCUUACUCUAUGCUGUUUGGAGCAGGGGUUCUGUAUUAAUCAUUGCCUUUUGAAGGAUCUAAAGUAUUCUUCAAAACCCUGUCUAAAAUCCUAGUGAGAAACUCUACCGUAAAGAAGGUUUGACAUCCUCACGUUUCCCCACCACUGAAGGCUCUUCUCCCAAGAGUGAGGCACGUACCUCUGACCAGGUGCUCACCUCUGUUAGUUACUAUGACGUAGAACACUUAACUCAAAGUUUAGCAGAACACGCAAGACACUAGAGCGAUUUCUAAAUUUUACCUGAAAUGUUAACAUCAACACUGCCCCCUUUUUUCCCCCUUAGGAAUAAGGCAUUUAUUUGAACUGUAGACCAUUUCUGUUAGGAACAGAAAAAUGUUGGCAGCAUUCCAACUGGACAGGAAUUGAAUGCUUGAAUCAGCAGGUCUCUGGUGAGAGUUUUCUUUUCAGAUCAGACACUUAGGUUCAUCAUUACCCGAAAUGGGACUUGGGAGUUUUGCCUGAAAAAUAUUAUUCUAGAGAUCUUCUAAAGGUGAGAUUCCUUUCUCCCUGUGUUGGUUUUUGUUCCAGUGUCCACUGCUCUUCAUCUCUUUAUGGAUAAUCGUUAGAAACCUGGAGGACCUUUUCAGCUGGAUGGGAAGGCCUCAGGGGUUGACUCCAGCAUCACAAAUGAUAGCUUUGCCCAGGGGAGAGGGAGGACAAAGUUAUGCAGGCUAGUGGUGUGACGUUUUACAGUUUAUGGAACUCUUUCACAUACCUUCACCCAUUGGAUUAGAAUAGCUUACUCGUUCCCAAGUACUCUGCUUUCCUAUGGUUUGGGGUAAAGCCUUCAGACUGAAGAGGGAGGGCGUGGGGAGGGAAGAGAAAGGCUACAUUCCCCUAGCCUGUCUCAUCCACAUAAAAUCCUCUGAAUUAUAAUCCUGAAUCCUAAAUCAGGUUGCACUUGUAAAUAGGGGCAAGUUAUACAAUUGAAAGGGGAUUUUUAAUUAUUCAAAAAUUUAAGACCUGAACCUCAAGGAACUAUUUUGAUCCAGAAGACAAUUUAACUGAGGCAUCAUUGUCUCCCAAGAGGCCUCACAAAUGCUCUGCCAGGGGAACCAAAAGAAAAAAACACAGCUAAGGGGAAGAUCCUGGGUUCUCUAAGCAUGUUCAGCAAGAGUCUUUGCCUAUAACUGGAUUAUUUUUAAAAAUUACAUAUUAAUACAUUGCUUUUAGAAUGAAAGACUGACUUGAUUCGAUGGGAGAAGACUAAAAUUUCAUAGGUGUUUUCCAAAGAGAGAUUUGAACGUUACUUGUUAUCUUUAUACUUUUUGGAUUUAGUUGUGAAACCACGUAUUUUGUCGUUUGCAAGUCAAAACCAGUAUUUGGAAAAUUAAAGGGUCAAGUUAAAGUGAAGUCAUAUGUGUUUGGAACAGAGCUUUACACUAAAUGUCAUUUCUUGAAUCUUCAAACCUAAAGAUUUUUUUCGAAAUAUAAAUGGUUAUAAAUAUUCUUCUACAUAUUUUUCCUAGUGAUGAUCACAGCAAAAUUUUGUUUAUCUGUUUCUGCGAUAUAAUUUCUCUAAAGUAUUAUAAAGUAUUCAUGAAAAAUGAGCAUGGAGAUCAGAGCUUUUAAAAAUUUGUAUAAAAUAUUUGGGAUAUUCUGACUUUAUACAUGCAUAAAUUUGUAUUUUACUUUUCUUUUUGGAGCAGCAUUUUCAGAAAACCAGUAAGGAAAAUGUAGAUCUUAGAGAUUACCAUUGUUGUUGACACAAAAUUUUACUGUUAUGUUUCAUGUGCCUAUACUGUUUAUUUCAAAAAGGAGAGAUUCAUGGGCAUGAUGUAUUUUGUGGGAUCAAGAACAAAAUUGUGGUGGAUGAUUCUACACCUUAAGUAUUUCUUUGUAACACUGCAAGCUCUACUUUGAAACUGUCUGAGUAGAAAAACAAAAGAAAUAUCUAAAUACACUGUACCUACCAUUUGGCCUUUUUUUCAGAUUGUGAUUUCACUAAUAGAUCAAAUAUUUAUGAUAAUAUUUUCUUAUUUCAAAAGCAUAAUAAAAACGAGUUUCUAGUCA
Molecule: messenger RNA, 4170 nt
Organism: Camelus dromedarius (Arabian camel)
Lineage: Eukaryota; Metazoa; Chordata; Mammalia; Artiodactyla; Camelidae
Gene: SLC16A12
Product: solute carrier family 16 member 12
Exons: 7
Coding region: 253-1713 (486 amino acids)
Biological process (GO): transmembrane transport; monocarboxylic acid transport
Cellular component (GO): plasma membrane
Molecular function (GO): monocarboxylic acid transmembrane transporter activity
Source: RefSeq, a predicted model, not a curated record